This is a messenger RNA of Lathyrus sativus (Indian pea), 1146 nucleotides long. NCBI's taxonomy places the organism in Eukaryota, Viridiplantae, Streptophyta, Magnoliopsida, Fabales, Fabaceae. The record is from the annotation of a GenBank genome assembly.
AUGCGCAUCCACACCAAACUCCCUGCACCUCCACCACCUCUCACUCUUUUACUUCUUUUCCUCUCUUUCUCCUCUCCGGCAACGUCUCAACCACAGACACCAUCUCCACCGCCGCCAGAUCCAUUCGCAAGAAUGAAAUUCGACAAAACCAUGGCCUCAGUGCUUAUCUUCCUCGUCAUGGUUUUCUUCACUCUAGGCUUCAUUUCCAUCUACACUCGUCAAUGUAGAGAGCGGAGAAUCAGAGGAAGGAUUGAUCUCGCUGUUCCGAUCAGCGUCGGUGAUGGUUACAGACGACCGUACGGACUGGAUCCGGUGAUUAUCGAGAAUUUUCCGAACUUUGUUUAUUCCGAGGUGAAGGAUCUCAAGAUUGGGAGAGUCACGCUAGAAUGCGCCGUGUGCUUAAACGAGUUUGAAGAUGAUGAAACGCUGCGUUUGAUUCCGGUAUGUAGCCACGUGUUCCAUCGUGAGUGUAUUGAUGCUUGGUUGUUGCAUCACUCCACGUGUCCGGUUUGUCGAGCCGAUCUUGUUCCCGAUCCGAAAGAUGAGUUGGCGUCUUCUUCAAUUCUGAUACAGACGUCGGAUACGAAUUUAGAUGAACCGGUUUUGAACCAUGAACCGGAUGUGGUUGAACCGGUGUUAAACCAUGACAUUGACAAAACAAAAAUAGUUAAAGUGACUUCAGAGGUGAUUUUAGAUGGAACUGGAAGAAUGAAAAGGCCGGUUCGGUCUAAGUCAAUGGGUUUUAUGUUUGCGAGAUUGUUUUCGCGGUCUAACUCGAUGGGUCAUUUGACGAUUCGGUCGAGUGAGGAUUGUGAGCGGUUCACCUUAAGGUUGCCGGAUGAGGUUCAUAAUAGGCUUGUGAAUGACAUCACAUUGAACAGGGCAAAAAGUUUGGGUGUGGAAAUGGCAUUACAGAGUGAGAGAGGGGAUUUUAGAACGAGGAGUGUAGGGAGGAGUUUUCCACAGUACGAGCGGUUCAAUGUGGAGAGCCGGGUGGACCGGAAAGGGUUUAGUUGUGGUCCGUCUUUAUUGGGUCGGGUUGGUUCAAUGAGGUUAACUAAGGAUGGGAAUAAGGGAACAAUGGGCGUUGUGGAUGAAGUUGAUGUUGAAGAACGUUCUUCGAGUCUUUUAGUUAAUACUCAUUGA